ACAUCCACCCACUUUCAACCAAGUAUACCGAACCAACGAACUGUUACGAUGAAGAAAAAGUUAGGAAUAAUUAUUACAAUUGUUAAUGCAAACGAUUGGUGAAUUAAUAUUAAUAUUAAUAUAUUGGUUAUUUAGUUUGAAGUUUAUAUUCUCCAAAUGUUAAUUAAAGCUGGUAAAUAUUCUUGAUCGAACAUAACAUGGCGAGAAUAUUUAAUUUACAUAGUACUAUAUCUUUCCAUCAUUCAGAAAUGUCGAUUUAAGGGUGGGAAACAAAGUUACGAAUCAUAAUGUAGGUUAAAUGGAAAGAAACGAACGAGCAGGUGUUCAAUACGCGGAAUCAAAAGCUCGCUGCAUAAUUAAUAGUUUGCGGCGAUCUUCGUGACAAUCGGAAGUUACCGAUCGAUAGUUACGAACGACUUUUCGUUACCCCUGUAUUUCAUUAAAAAUUCUUCGUAGUUUGUAUUAGUUUCCAAUUCAUAGUAUGCAAAAGUUGAAAUCGUUUGCCCUUUACGUCUUGAAGAUACCCUAAAGUCCAAACUAUCGUUUUUAUAAAAACAUUGCUUUGAACUGAAUACGCUUUAGUACCGAAAAUUCCUUAAAAGUAUUAUUUUUAGGAACCCUAAAUGCUAUUAAUAUGACCUGAAGAAUAUAAAAGUAUUUGUACCUAACGUAUAUUUUUACGAGUCGAUAAACGUAAAAGAUAUAUAUAUGCUUAGCAUACAUGUUAUUAAAACAGUCUAGAAGUAAAAUCAAAGUAACAGUAAAGGAUGGAAAUGAUAUAAUUCUGGACAUAGAGGAUUAUGCUGUUUAUCCCUGCUGGUAUUUGCCGAAUCACUCAGAGAAUGUCAAUAGCCAUAACUUCCAUCGUGAAAACUUUCCUGAGAACCUUUUACUGUCAACUUCCUCGAGCCACCCCAACCCACCUCAACCGCGCCACCCCUGUUUAGGAAAGUGGGAAACGUGAGCAACGUAAAUUAUCGAGUCGCAUAAACGUACCGGGUCGUCGUAGAGUAGAUAUUAUGACGUUCACGAAACUCAUGCCGACUCGUAAUGUUCAUCCAAAACGUGCACGUUCUCGAGGGAUCGUGUCGAGGCUGCAACAAGUCCCUCGAGUGUGCUCAAGACCGAGGAUCCUGGCAUUGACACUCCGUCUCUGAAGGUAUCGUGUAUUAUUUAACGCGCGGUAGAUCAAUGGCGUCUUAUGGAUCGGCCGGACGGUGGUUUUCCGCGAUGGCGCGUAGUGUUUUCGCGAUGGCGACGCACUUGACCACGACUACUCGACCAGCAACCUGGAACACCGCGUGAAGUCAACGUUGAUCCUGAACUCACGAAUCCUGAAAUAAACUUGCAAAAGACAGGAUGCUAGCUGGUUUCAGGCGCGUGUUCAAGUGUUCCCUGCCAACGUGUCAUAAUUUCCACUUUCCAGGGAUGGAGAAGGCAGAGUCCUCCAACGAGGACGAUAGCAAUACCGAGCUGGAGGACCGGGACCCCAACAGCUUGAACAAACACCUUCAGGUGAUGUGGGAUGAUGUGAUCGGGGAACCGGAAGGAAUACGCAGUCCGGAGUGCGCGUGGCGUUUAAGCGGUCACUGCUUCCGGUUGUCCAGAAGCUGCUGUUACGUGUUUCUCUCGGUCCUCGUAUCACCUUUACUCGCCCUUUGCUUCGGUUUUACGUUUGCCUGCCUCGCGUUUCAGCAUAUAUGGUGUCUGGCGCCAUGCCUCCGCGUUUGGAAGAUCAGCUGCGCGGCGACGAGGAAUUUUCUCAGUGCCGUGACACACGCCAUCGUGAAACCAGUUAUGGAAUCCCUAGGCUAUCUGUUUCACAAUAUUCGGGUGUAUAAUCAGAAGUUACCGGAUGGUUCAGCACAAAAAGACGACAUUCUCGUUGUAUAAAAUCGGAUCAUAAAACGAUAAAGUUUUGCAUUCGCAAAGCAUCGAAGUGCCUUUUAAAUCAAUCAGCAACAAUCAGCAUAAAACAUUCCACGAAACGAAUCGCUUCUCUUAACGUUCUCCGUCAGUCCCUUCUUCGUUUUCCAACCUGCAAUCGUUUCUCAUGUUUCCACUUCGUGAUCGCAGUUUUAAUUGUUUACGAUGUAGAAUUGUCAGUAGCGCGAUUCUCGUUAAUAUUUGGUCAUUAGAUCUAUAUAUCUAUUGUUAUAAAGUUUUAUAAAUAAAAUAUACUCUAUGAAGAACACCUGUUGGAAGUCAAUCAAUAGACAAUCAAAUCAAUUGUUUAGCCAUUUCAGAACCGAAUU
Molecule: messenger RNA, 2255 nt
Organism: Bombus terrestris (buff-tailed bumblebee)
Lineage: Eukaryota; Metazoa; Arthropoda; Insecta; Hymenoptera; Apidae
Product: caveolin-3
Exons: 3
Coding region: 1360-1893 (177 amino acids)
Biological process (GO): caveola assembly
Cellular component (GO): caveola
Molecular function (GO): molecular adaptor activity
Source: RefSeq, a predicted model, not a curated record